Molecule: messenger RNA, 1102 nt
Organism: Gordionus sp. m RMFG-2023
Lineage: Eukaryota; Metazoa; Nematomorpha; Gordioida; Chordodea; Parachordodidae
Product: coenzyme Q-binding protein COQ10 homolog B, mitochondrial-like
Exons: 3
Coding region: 1-606 (201 amino acids)
Biological process (GO): ubiquinone biosynthetic process; cellular respiration
Cellular component (GO): mitochondrion
Molecular function (GO): ubiquinone binding
Source: RefSeq, a predicted model, not a curated record
AUGGAACAAAUGUUUGAUAUUGUUUCAGAUGUUGAACAUUAUUAUGAAUUUGUACCAUGGUGUUUAAAAUCUCAAGCAAUUAAUAUAGAAAGAAAUAAUUUCAAACGAUAUAAAUUAGAAAUAGGUUUUCCCCCUCUAAUUGAACGUUAUGUUUCAGCUGUACAUCUUGAUAAACCUCAUUUUAUUAAAUCUAUUUGCACAGAUGGAAAACUAUUUCACCAUCUAAUUGCGAUAUGGAGAUUCCAGCCAACAAAUAAUAAUCAGCCAAACACGUGUAUUCUUGAUUUUUCGGUAUCCUUUGAGUUUCGUUCCCUUCUUCAUUCUCGCAUGGCAAAUCUCUUUUUUGACGAAGUAGUCAGAAAAAUGGUAGGAGCAUUUAUCAAAAGAGCUGGCCAUUUAUAUGGCACCCCUACUCUUAUAAAUCCUUUUUACAAAAUGGCUACUUCUGAACAUCAAAGCAAUAAUCUAAACUCAAUCAAAUCAUCAAAUCAAUACUCAUCCAAAUCAUCUAGUCAAAAAAUGAUAAACUCUAAUCAUCUUAGUCAAUCAGGUUCAUCUAUAAGCAACAAAAACGGUCACACCUCACAUAUAAUUAAGAAAAAAUAAGUCUCAUUUUUCUCUUAAUCAUCAAACCAAACAAUAUAAUUUAAUAUUAUAAUAAUAAAUUUUUAAUCCGAUUUUUACAAAACAAAAUGUGACGAUUUGUUCGCUAAUAACUAAAAAUGCAAUAAUAAUUCUUUAUUAAUACAAUAUAAUCAUUUUUAUAAAUUUGUAAAAUUACAAAAGUUUAUAUGGAAUGAAAUAUAUUCAAUUAUAUUUUUAUGAAAAUAAUUAUUUAUAGCUAGAGCUUGAUGGAACUUUAUAAAAUAGGGUUUGGUUUUGAAUAUUUUUCAUGAUUUGACUGUACGCUAAUUAUUAACCUAGACUGAUCUAGGUCAUUGGACGAUUGAUUUUUUAAAAACUUUUUAUAACAACCGGCGUUACCGUUGCUGCCAAAAAAUAUGCCCCGGAAAGCGUUCCUAGAAAUAUCUAUUUUUUCCCCUACUUUAAUGUAAAUUAUAUUUUCUACAUUAUAUAGUAUUAAUUAAGACAUAAUUUGAGU